Striga hermonthica is the source of this 894-nucleotide messenger RNA. Lineage: Eukaryota; Viridiplantae; Streptophyta; Magnoliopsida; Lamiales; Orobanchaceae. The record is from the annotation of a GenBank genome assembly.
AUGGCUAAACUCUGUAUUCUCUCCAGGAAGUCAUCAGCAGCACUCACCUUCUUCACUUGCCUAUUUCUACUUUCCACCACACUAUCUCGCUCCGCAAGAAUUCUCGACGAAGUUAACUCACCACCAACUACUCUGUUCCCAGCAGACGCACCGGAGUCGGCCACAGAUCCACUCAUACCACCAGCACCAGCUGCCCACACGGUAUCACCACCACCUUCCUCCGCCACCACACCACCACCAAUCUCCUUCUUCAUGCACGACAUCCUCGGUGGCUCACGGCCCUCCGGUCGAGUAGUCACAGGAGUCGUAGCCAACUCGAACGCUAACAAUCUCCCCUUCUCAAAGGCCAACAACCAAAUAUUCCCUAUAAACGGAGGUGUCCCUCUCAACACAAUCAACGGCGCCAUCAACAACAACAACUAUCCAUUCCUAAUCGGCCUCAACGGCAACACCCAACAGCAACAGCAACAACAACAACAACAACAGGCUUUUGUCACGGCUGGCCAGCUCCCGCGCGGCCUCAGCCUCCAGCAGCUCAUGUUCGGCUCCAUCACUGUUGUCGAUAAUGAGAUCACCGAGGGGCACGAGCUGGGUACAGCUGUGCUCGGUCGGGCUCAGGGAUUCUACAUCACUAGCUCGUCUGACGGGACUACACACACGCUCGUGCUGACUGUGCUCUGCCACGGUGGUGAAGUGGACGAUGAUGAUACGGUCAGCUUCUUUGGGGUCCACAGGACGGCUACUCCCAUAUCUCACCUCGCUAUUGUGGGUGGGACCGGCAAAUAUCAGAAUGUAAAGGGCUAUGCUACAAUCGAGACUCUUCCGCAUGAGGACCAGCACACGACUGAUGGGGUGGAGACUAUCACUCAUUUCACACUCUACGUUACUCCAUAG